This is a messenger RNA of Aspergillus fischeri NRRL 181, 966 nucleotides long. Its product is annotated as translation initiation/elongation factor MRX8. The transcript has 2 exons. The coding region runs from base 1 to 966 and encodes 321 amino acids. NCBI's taxonomy places the organism in Eukaryota, Fungi, Ascomycota, Eurotiomycetes, Eurotiales, Aspergillaceae. Gene Ontology annotation, molecular function: GTP binding. Gene Ontology annotation, cellular component: mitochondrion. The record is from RefSeq and is a predicted model, not a curated record.
AUGAAGACUAGACUCUACGUCUGUACGGCCUGUAUGCGCAGAAGUUUCUCAACCGCUCUCACUCUCCGAAAUUCACAAACAGCUAUUGCGCCAUCGAAUCCUCCAAAUGCACCCAAACUCCAGCUUCGCGAUCUGACGCCGUCAGACCUCUCAUACUACUGGGAUACACGAAUACCGAAUGAAUCCCAGCUUUCCUACGCGGAUAAGUUCUUCACUCCAUCGCGUCAUUCUCCAGUCAAAUUAUGGUCCGCCAGCAAAUUCCGCACAACACCCCUCUCGUCGCUCGAACCCGAAGUGGCUUUCCUUGGCCGUUCGAACGUCGGAAAAAGCUCGUUACUCAAUGCCAUAAUGGGGAAGGAGAUGUGCUGGACUUCAUCUAAACCUGGCAGAACUCGGGAGAUGAACGCAUUCGGGAUUGGAGGGACCAAGGGCGGCGAAUCCAAAAUUGUCCUUUUGGACAUGCCAGGGUAUGGAAAGGGAAGCAGGACGGAAUGGGGUAUUGAGAUUUUGAAGUACCUUCAGGGACGGCGCCAGCUUCGUCGGGCAUUUAUCUUAAUAGACAGCCUCCACGGGAUCAAAAAGAAAGACGAGGACAUUCUCAUGCUAUUCCGAAAAUACGCCAUCCCCCACCAGAUUAUCCUAUCGAAAGUCGACAAGGUAUUAGCAAAGAGAAAACAGCAGGUUAAGAGCGGCGCAUCCGUGGCCAAUGUCGCUGCGCUAAGAAGCCUGCUUCAACAUCUCAGGCCAAUAGUUCAACCGGACGGUCGUGUCGAAGGCCCUGGCGCUUUGGGUGAAAUUCUCACAUGCAGUGCAGAAACACCUACUGGACCGGGGCAAUUCCUAGGCAUCAGCGCCAUACGAUGGGCCAUCUUAUCUGCUGCUGGGUUCGAUGGCAAUGUAGAAGUGAAAGCUGAGUCUAUACCGUCCAGCUCGUCCGUCCGAGGCGCUUCGGCAGCUCCACCAUGA